CGAUACCCUUUUUGAUGAUACUUUAAGUCGUUUACGUCGAGACGUUGAUCGCGUCUUCAAUGAUUUCUUCGUUAAUACUAAAACCGAUAACACUGGCCUCAUUGGCGGCGGUGUCGGAUUUUUUUCUCCACGCGUUGACGCCGAGUUGCCUGGUGUUCCAAAAGAAAAUGUAAAUGUUGAGGUUCAAGAUAAUAAUCUUGUCAUUAGCGGAGAAAACAAGGAUGAAAGUACUCGUGAAACUGAUUCCGGAUGGAUCCGUGAAAGGCGUUUUGGUCGUUUUCAGCGAGUUAUUUCACUUCCGUUCAAUGUCAACUCUGACAAGACUAAGGCAAAAUUCUCCGAUGGAAUUUUAGAGAUUACGGUUGAAGAAACGAUAACCACGGAGAAACUCAUUUUAACCUCUCCUAACUCCGUCAAUACCAUAUCCACUACCAUUAUAACGAAUAUCGAUGAAGAUUUAAAUCGAUUGUCAAAAAAGAUGGAAAAGCGAGUUGUAACCUUCCAAGCUCGAACUUCCCAACUUGAUCGUGAAACCUUGGAAACGCAUAAAGAUCCAUUCAGAGGAUUUUUCACCUUAUUUUGGAUCGGAAUGGUGUUCUACACCUUAAAAGUCGAACUCUCCGAGUGGGCGUUACGACUUAAAUAUUUAAAGCAAGAACAUGCAAGAUUAGUUGGUGCAUCCAAAAAAUCCGAUUACGAAGGGAAUGAAAGUGAAAAUCAACAAGAGGUGAACAAGCUAGAAUCACAAAUUAAACAAGUCGAGGGGUAUCUCAAGAGUCCAGCUGGAAAUAUCAGUUAUCCAAAUAACAUUACGAUAACGAACUUUGUUGAUUUUUUGUUGGUACCAACUUUGGUCUACGAACUGGAAUAUCCCAGAACGGAAAAGUAA
Acaulospora colombiana is the source of this 889-nucleotide messenger RNA. The record is from the annotation of a GenBank genome assembly. NCBI's taxonomy places the organism in Eukaryota, Fungi, Glomeromycota, Glomeromycetes, Diversisporales, Acaulosporaceae.